Molecule: messenger RNA, 1053 nt
Organism: Pseudonaja textilis
Lineage: Eukaryota; Metazoa; Chordata; Lepidosauria; Squamata; Elapidae
Gene: GNAT1
Product: G protein subunit alpha transducin 1
Biological process (GO): phototransduction, visible light; detection of light stimulus involved in visual perception; adenylate cyclase-modulating G protein-coupled receptor signaling pathway
Cellular component (GO): heterotrimeric G-protein complex; cytoplasm
Molecular function (GO): G-protein beta/gamma-subunit complex binding; GTP binding; G protein-coupled receptor binding
Source: RefSeq, a predicted model, not a curated record
AUGGGUGCAGGUGCAAGCGCGGAGGAAAAGCAUUCUCGGGAGCUGGAAAAAAAGCUCAAGGAAGAUGCCGAGAAGGAUGCCAGGACAGUUAAGCUGUUGCUUCUUGGAGCUGGAGAAUCGGGGAAAAGCACCAUAGUCAAGCAAAUGAAAAUUAUCCAUAAAGAUGGUUAUUCUUUAGAGGAGUGCUUGGAAUUCAUCUCCGUUAUCUACAGCAACACCCUGCAGUCCAUGCUGUCCAUAGUGAGGGCAAUGGGCAUCCUGAACAUCCAAUAUGGAGACCCAGCCAGACAGGAUGAUUCCCGAAUGUUGCUGCACUUAGCAGAUACUAUUGAAGAGGGCACCAUGCCUAAGGAGAUGUCUGACAUCAUUGACCGACUCUGGAAAGAUACAGGCAUCCAGGCCUGUUUCGAUAGAGCCUCAGAGUUCCAGUUGAAUGACUCGGCUGGCUAUUACUUGAAUGAUGUGGCACGGUUGGUAACUCCUGGAUACGUUCCCACAGAGCAGGAUGUUCUCCGCUCUAGAGUUAAGACCACCGGGAUCAUUGAAACCCAGUUUUCCUUCAAGGAUCUCCACUUCAGGAUGUUUGAUGUCGGAGGCCAGCGCUCGGAACGCAAGAAGUGGAUUCAUUGCUUUGAAGGCGUCACCUGCAUCAUCUUCAUUGCUGCUCUCAGCGCCUAUGAUAUGGUCCUGGUGGAAGAUGAUGAAGUGAAUCGCAUGCAUGAGAGCUUGCACCUCUUCAACAGCAUCUGCAAUCACCGAUACUUUGCCACCACUUCCAUUGUACUUUUCCUCAAUAAGAAAGAUGUUUUCCAGGAAAAGAUCAAGAAGGCCCAUCUCAGCAUCUGCUUCCCAGAUUAUGAAGGGACCAAUACAUAUGAAGAUGCAGGUGCCUAUAUCAAAGUCCAAUUCCUGGAACUGAAUAUGAGAAGGGAUGUGAAGGAAAUCUAUUCACAUAUGACCUGUGCCACAGAUACAGAAAAUGUCAAGUUUGUUUUUGAUGCUGUUACCGAUAUCAUCAUCAAGGAAAAUCUGAAGGACUGUGGCCUCUUCUGA